Molecule: messenger RNA, 876 nt
Organism: Phragmites australis (common reed)
Lineage: Eukaryota; Viridiplantae; Streptophyta; Magnoliopsida; Poales; Poaceae
Product: bifunctional TENA2 protein
Exons: 3
Coding region: 97-771 (224 amino acids)
Cellular component (GO): cytosol
Source: RefSeq, a predicted model, not a curated record
ACUCCAUGGCAAUUUUCCCUGGGGUCAAAGCGCGAAAGCCCCCUGAGACUGGGAGUGGGGACUUCGGGCUCUGCAACCGCAAUCCACACGGCGUCGAUGGACGGCGGCGGCGUCGAGGCGAGCGCAACGGCGGCGUGGAUGGAGAGGCACCGGCAGAUGUAUGAGCGGGCUACGCGGCACCCGUUCAUCGUCUCCAUCCGCGACGGUACCGUCGACCUGUCCGCCUUCAAGCGCUGGCUGAGCCAGGACUACAUGUUUGUGAGGGGAUUUGUCGCAUUUGUAGCCAGUGUACUGCUCAAGUGUUGCAAACAAGAAGACAGCUCAGACAUGGAAAUUAUCCUGGGUGGAGUAGCUUCUCUCAGUGAUGAGCUCUCUUGGUUCAAGAACGAAGCCGCCAAAUGGGAUGUUGAUCUAGCUAGUGUUUCUCCCCUUAAAUCCAAUUUAGAGUACUGCAGGUUUCUUCGAAGUUUUACCGAGCCAGAGAUUAGCUACACUGUUGCAGUAACUACCUUUUGGAUAAUUGAAACCGUGUACCAGGAUAGUUUCGGUUUCUGUAUAGAAGAAGGUAACAAGACACGGCCGGAGCUCCUGAGCACCUGCCAGAGAUGGGGCAGCCCUGAGUUCAAACAGUACUGCCAAUAUCUGCAGAGAAUCGCGGAUCGCUGCUUGGCAAAUGCAUCUGCUGAUGCUGUGAAGAGCGCUGAAGAGGCCUUCAUCCGGGUACUUGAGCUGGAAAUUGGUUUCUGGGAAAUGAGCUCUUCUCAGUCCUAAACAACAGCAUAAUCUCUUAAGUCCAAACACCUGUACAAAUGCUUGAACGAAAUAAAUGGUGCAGCGGGAGUUCAGACCCAAACGUGCACUGUAUUUUCCCCUGUA